AUGGCAGACACGGUGAGACAACCUAUCGACAUUGUGCGGCUAAGCACGCACAUCAAGCAAAAUGUGGCCCAAAUUGCUCUUCCAAUCAGUCUGAAGCAGUUUGGCCAUGGACAGUCUAACCCAACGUACGAGAUCACGUCGGCGACAGGAGCGAAAUUCGUCUUGAGAAAGAAGCCACCGGGCGAGCUGCUGUCCAAAAGCGCACAUGCUAUUGAGCGAGAGUAUGAGAUUAUCAAAGCCCUCGAGACUACCAAUGUCCCUGUUCCCAAGGUGUAUUGUCUCUGCAACGACAGUUCCAUUGUUGGCACGCCAUUCUACGUGAUGGAAUUCCUCGAUGGCAGAAUUUUCGAGGAGGCAUGGCUUCCCGGUAUCCCUCAGCAAGACCGCAGUGCAAUCUGGAAGGAGGCCGUUGACACGUUGGCCAAGCUUCAUUCGGUUGACCUGUCCCAGAUUGGUCUGGGCACCUGGAAGAAGUCUACGAGCUUUUAUUCCCGCCAGGUAAAGUCAUUGUCUCGGACAUCUGAAUCCCAGGCGAGCACAACAAGUCCAUCGGGCAAACAGGCUGUUGGGAAGCUGCCCCAUUAUGAAGAGAUGGUCAGCUUCUUUGCAGACAGAAACUCGCACCCUCCAGACAUACGAAGACUGGUGCACGGAGACUUCAAACUCGACAACCUGGUCUUUCACAAGACAGAACCCAGAGUGAUUGGGAUUCUAGAUUGGGAGAUGGCGACAGAAGGCCAUCCGCUGUCGGAUCUGGUCAACUUACUCAUGCCGUUCAGCUGGAACCCGCAGCAAGUGUCAUUCCUGACAUCCGAGACAUUGACUGCAGAGCUGAAGGAGCUGCAAGAGAACUUCCGGCCGAACAAUGUCCCCGGGAUUCCCAGCAUGAAGCAGUGCCUGACGUGGUACUGGGGCGGCGUUGACUGGGCCGCGACCGGCUUUCUGGACUGGGGCGUAGCAUUUAGCAACUUCCGGACAGCUGUGAUUAUGCAGGGAAUCGCGGCCCGGAUUGUGAGAGGCCAGGCGAGCGGUGCCAAGGCGAGACAGUUUGCUCAGCAAACACUGGCGUAUGCCUCGUGGGCGUACGCGCGAGUCGCGAGACUGCAGCAGGAGAAGCGAGUACUGAGCAAGAUUUAG
Fusarium keratoplasticum is the source of this 1137-nucleotide messenger RNA. RefSeq names its product Aminoglycoside phosphotransferase. The transcript has 3 exons. Gene Ontology annotation, molecular function: protein kinase activity. Bases 1 to 1137 code for a protein of 378 amino acids. The record is from RefSeq and is a predicted model, not a curated record. Gene Ontology annotation, biological process: protein phosphorylation. Lineage: Eukaryota; Fungi; Ascomycota; Sordariomycetes; Hypocreales; Nectriaceae.